UUCCCAUAAUAGUCCGUGCCUCUCUGAUCCAUUGAUGCUGAGGGAGUUGAGAGUGAAAGAUAAAGAUAGCCAAUCGCAAAUUCCACCCACAUAACCCCAUAUUUUUAUAUUUUUUUUUCACAAACACAAACCCAAUCCAAUCAUGUUACUUAAUCACUGCCUAGGCCAUCACCCCUUCGUAAAUAAAAACUGCCAUUGCUGAGAGAACAGAGAGUCCAUAGAGUACUGGUUUUAUUAAAACCACUUAUCCUUUUUUUUUUCUCCUGAAACCAACACACACAAAAAUUAAAAAUAAAGUAAAAUAAAAACCACCGAUUCUCAAACACACGCGUCUUUAUAAGAACCCACCAACCGGUUAUUCCUCCUAUUACCACAAACCGCUUUCUGAUUAAUUUCUUCCCUUGUCUUGUGUGUGUCCUAUCUAUGCUUCUCUCUUUCUCAGUACUACUACUGCUCUCUCUGCAACUCCAUGCCAAUUUUUCAGGGCUCAUGAUGGUGGCCUGAACUAGUGGGCAAAUAAAGACCACAGUGAAAAGAGAUAACCCCACUAGUCAUAAAAGGGAGAGAAGAGAAAAGAAAGAAAAAAAAAGAGAGGGGCUUUAUGAGUUAUGAAUUAUCAUCAUCACCCGACUUGCUUUUAACUUUUUUUUCUUUGUUUGAAUUUUCCUUCUUUUUUUUUUUUAACGUUUUGUUGGUGAAAUUGGAUAUUAGGGACCAGUUGUUUGGGUUUUAGCAUAGAGGGUGUUUGGGCUUUUACUCGUAAGGCACUAAUUAUUUGAUAGGAGGCCUAGACAUAAAUGCAAAGAUGCAAAAAAAAGAAAAAAAUUUGAAAGGGAGAAAUAAAUAAAGGUAGCGAAAAGAAGGAAAAAAAUAUAAACUCAUCUUUGUUCUGCUGUCUGAUGCAUGCACGUCUGGUCCUUUGAUCAUGACCACUGAGGGUCUCUUCGCAUGUCGUUUUUGAGCCCCAUCGUGAUUCUAUUCUCAGAAACAGGAGAAUCGAGGGCGAGAAAGCCGGGGAAAAAGUCACCUUUCUUUCUUUCUUUCUUUCUUUCAUUUAAUAAAAAAAAUCUCUUUUUUCUACAUCUGUUUCUCCAUUUCUUUUCUCAGUGGUUUUGGAUUGGAGGUCACAGAGGGUGUGAGAGGUUUCUACUUUCUAUACAUGGAAACUUGUUUCCAAUUAGCAGUUUUUCCCUUUUUCUUCUUCUAAGCCUUCACAGAAUUUUUAGGUUGGUGAUUUUGGUGUUUGCCGCUUCAAAACUGAUGGCAGUGUUUGGUUGGCAACCUUGUCCUUUCAGGUGAUUCCUAUGAUCUUUCAGUCACACACAAACACAAACAUCAACACUGUUAUGAGCACUAGUUCAACAACUUAAGGUUCUCAAUUUGUGGCAUAUUCUGUGUCUUGGUUUCAGGAAACAUAAAAGUAAGCUAUGGUGAGUGAGUCAGUGAGUGAGUGAGUCAGUGAGAGAAACCAAAAAACAAUGGCAGAUUCAGAAAAGUACAACAAGAAACCCUCUUCAUCGUCUUUCUUCAGUUCUCCAAGGUUGUUCACCAAUUUCACUCCGAAAGGUUCCCAUGAAACCGAAACCAUGAUGAGCCCUACCUCCACACUCGACAGCAAGCCUUUCUCUGGCUUCAAGAACCCCUUUUGGUCAGAAACUAACAGCCCCAGAACCCCAGGGAGUGAACACAAGCGUUACUGGGACAAAUUGGAUUCCAAAGGCGUUGGUCUUGGCCUCGUUGAUGCUCUUGUUGACGAAGACAAACACGGUGGUGAAGUGAGUUCGAAAUCGGAGUCUCGAAUGGUUUUGUUUGGAUCUCAGCUCAAGAUUCAGAUUCCUCCUCUGUCUCCAUCUGAAUCUUCCAAAUUCGUAGCUGAGAAGGGAAAGUGUGCAUCUGGGGUUGCUGAUGCUAAUAAUUCUCAGCGUGUUUUUGUGGGGUGUCUCUCUGCGAGUGAAAUGGAACUCUCUGAGGACUACACGCGCGUGAUUUCACGCGGGCCUAACCCGAGAACCACUCACAUAUUUGAUAAUUGCAUCAUUGAGAGUAGCUGCUUUGAACUUGGGUGCUCUGCUUCUUCUGCUAAAGAAAAUGGGUGUUUUCUUGAUCACACCAGCUAUCACUCUCGGAGCUUUCUCAGUGUCUGCUUUCACUGCAAGAAAAAUCUUGGCCAGGGUAAAGAUAUCUACAUGUACAGGGGUGAGAGAGCAUUUUGCAGCAAUGAAUGCCGGUACCAAGGGAUGCUGUUGGAGGAAGAGAUGAGCCAAUUGGAAGCCCAGUGAUAUCUAUGGGCCUUAGUUCAUUCCUUUAACCCCCACACCCAUCCAAAGCCAUUCAAUCUUGCUUCAAACUUCAAAGGGCUUAGAAUUUCUAAUAAUACCACCUUCAUUUUUAUUUUUCUAGGACACAAAAAUAGUCCUUGGAAAUUCUGGAUCACUGUACCACCUGGUUUUUCUAUUUCUGCUUAUCACAACCCUCUCUGAGGUAGCAGUGUAGAAAGAUAGAGAGGAAUUGAAAGGGCAGAGAUACUGUAGGUGAUUUUAUUGAAAUGAUGAUAUUUGGGGAUUGACGUUGGGCUGGCCACAGUUUUGUAAUGAUAUCAUUGUAUGACUUGAGCUUACAUUAUCUUUUGUUUAUUGUUUAUAUAAAGUAAUCUACAGCAAUAAUAAUACUAUAAUCACUCACAUAGGAUCACCAA
Molecule: messenger RNA, 2695 nt
Organism: Glycine soja
Lineage: Eukaryota; Viridiplantae; Streptophyta; Magnoliopsida; Fabales; Fabaceae
Product: FCS-Like Zinc finger 8-like
Exons: 2
Coding region: 1479-2279 (266 amino acids)
Source: RefSeq, a predicted model, not a curated record